This is a messenger RNA of Phacochoerus africanus (Common warthog), 1071 nucleotides long. It is a transcript of the gene CXHXorf66, whose product is annotated as chromosome X CXorf66 homolog. The transcript is spliced from 3 exons. Bases 1 to 1071 code for a protein of 356 amino acids. NCBI's taxonomy places the organism in Eukaryota, Metazoa, Chordata, Mammalia, Artiodactyla, Suidae. The record is from RefSeq and is a predicted model, not a curated record.
AUGAAUCUUUUUAUUUAUGUCCUACUUUUAUCCGUUUGGACAAAUAGUUGUUUAGAUACAAACCAAAGUGAUGAAUCUUCUACUGCAGGAGCUAAGCACCAUGAAUCAAUGGAGACCAAAAUGGACACUUUUAGGAAACAUCUGCUCAUUAUCGUAAUUGGUAUUAUGACCAUAGCUUUUGUUUUUACCUGUCUUUGCCUUCUCCAUUAUAACUGCCUGAGCGAUGAUGUCCCCAAAGCAGAAACGGUGAAGAAAGAAGAUAUAAAAGCCAAGUCAUCCAGAUCAUCCAAAAUAUCAUUCAGUGACUCCAAGACAGCUAGUCUGUGUGAUCCAGAAAAACAAUCCAUGCCAUCCAGUAUAGACAAGUUACCUGGCCUCUCAAGCCCAGAAAAGGCAUCCAUACCAUCCAGUGCAGAAAAGUUAACCAAGCCCUCAAGUCAAGAAAAGUCAUGCACGCCAGAAAGUCCCAAAAAAGUAUUCAGAUCAUCCUGCCAGGGAAAGUCACAUAGAACACACAGUCCAGAAAAGGCAUGUAAGCAAGCUCAUGCCCAUAAGGAAGUCGGUCAGGUUAGUUCAUCCUGUCCCAGUAAAGCAGUCAGACCACCUUGGCAGCCCAGUCCACAACAUCCAGUCAGCCCAACCAAUUCUCCUUGUCCACCCUAUCCACAAAAUCAAAUCUUGUCCAACCCAUCCAGUUUGCCAAAACUGACCAAAUCCCACAGAUAUCACAAACUGAAAAGGUCAGUUAAUACAGGGAGAGCAGAAAGCUUAUCUAGGCCUCAACUAGUCAAGUCUUGUCGGUGCUACAAGGAAAAAUGCCUUAUUUACAGAGCUGCUUCUGGGCCUUUGGUCAAUAAUAUUUCAGAGGCAAAGAAGAAGAAUGCUCAAAGCCCACCUUUUCCACAUAAAUUGAAGCCUUUUCCCAAGCCCUUUCAUAAGAUAGAUUCCAGGGACAAUGCAUCUUGUGGCAACGCAAGUGACCAUGACAUGCUGACAUAUGACAGUGAUGGUGACAGUGACAGGGAAAUAACCAUUAUUUGCAACAUGAAACGCAAGGAAUUCAUCUAUUAA